AUGGUGAGCUGGCGGUGCGUUCAGGUAAAGAGCAUAAUGGCAUCAGGAGGUCCGGUGAUGAACGGUGACAUAUCCCGUUCUCCUGGUCAAACCGGAGCUCUGGAGGAUACACUGAAGCAGAUGAACAUUCUCAUUCAAGAAAACAGAGACCUGAAAGAGGCUUUACAUAAGGCCAAUAUGUCGAUGAAGGAGCGCUUCGAGGGUCUUGCCGUUUGGAAAGAGAAGCAGAAAGAUGAUAAGAACUUCCUGGAGACCAAACUGUGUGACGCAAAAGUCCAAAUCGAGAGUUUAAUGGCAGAAAAACAGGAUCUCAGAAAGAAGAUGGAGGCUCAAGGAGGAGAAACACAGGACUCAGAGGUAGAGGCACUUCGUAUACAGCUGGCUCGUCUUCGGGCUGAGAAAAACGACCUGGUGGCUCUGAACUCCGAGCUGCAGCUGAAAGCCGAUCACAGCUCCAAUGACGACUCCUUCAUCGAGAUCAUCAAAGUCACUGACAGCGGUGAAGAUGGUCUGAGUGAGGUGUGUGGGACAGAGCAUGUGAAGGCGCCCAGGUUACCUUCUGUAAACCUGAGCAUGAGUGCCUCCAGGCUGGACACUGAGGAGGUGACUGUGAGCCAGCUGCUGCAGUCACUGCGGGAUGAGACGCAGAGAGCAGAGAGGCUACAGGAGGAGCUGCUGUUCUCGCAGACCAAUUACAACAAACUUUACGACACCCUGGAAGAGCUGAGGAACAGGAUGAGCAGUAUGGAUCAGUGCACACAGACCUCAGAGCAAGAUGAGACCAAGCAGCAGGCCGCUAUGGCAGCUUCUGAGGUGGAGAAUCUGAAGACCCAGGUGAAGACACUGUAUAAAGACUUACAACAAGCACAGAGCAAACUGGACGAAGCUGAGGGCAUGAAGAGAAACCUCACUGACAGAUGUCGUGAGGUUGAGCAGGAUGUUGUCACUCUUAAGGCUCAGUUAGUGGACAGACAUACAGUCCAAUCUGAAAAUGAACGCCUGAAGCUGCAGAUCGACAGUAUGCAAGCGCAGAGCCUGGUGGAACUGAGAAAGGCAGGAGACGCAAGGAAUGAUUUUGGCCAGUUGAAAGAAGCAUAUACAAAGUUAUUUGAAGAUUACAAUGAGAUGAAGGAGGAGAGGAAGAAGCGAGAGUCCCAGUUUGUGCAGAAAGAAAUGGUUGUGGAUCUUGAGAAGAGACUGAGCGCUGCUGAGGAGGCCUUAGUCGCAAAACAAGAACGAAUCGAUGAAAUGAAACAGGAGCUUUAUAAGAAGGAGACGGAGCUGGAAGAAAUCCAACUGUUCAAGCUUCAGGCUGAGGUGUACUCGUCAGACUUCCAGGCAGAGCGUGCAGCUAGAGAAAAGAUCCACGAGGAGAAAGAGCGCCUGGCUACUCAGCUGGAGUUUGUGAAAAGUCAGAAUGGUCAGCUUCAGGACGAGCUGGAGUCACUGGGACGACAUUCGCUUAAUGAGAUGCAGAGGAGGCAUGGUGGAGGAAAUCAACCUUCAUUAGUUGGAAGAGGAGCAGAGUGGCAACAGGGAAACAUUCCAGAGCAUGCAUGUCCCAAAUGCAACGAGAUUUUACCUGACCUGGAUUCACUUCAGAUCCACAUCAUGGACUGCAUUAACUGA
Molecule: messenger RNA, 1629 nt
Organism: Knipowitschia caucasica
Lineage: Eukaryota; Metazoa; Chordata; Actinopteri; Gobiiformes; Gobiidae
Source: the annotation of a GenBank genome assembly